Molecule: messenger RNA, 2831 nt
Organism: Poecilia latipinna (sailfin molly)
Lineage: Eukaryota; Metazoa; Chordata; Actinopteri; Cyprinodontiformes; Poeciliidae
Product: cAMP-specific 3',5'-cyclic phosphodiesterase 4B-like
Exons: 17
Coding region: 169-2382 (737 amino acids)
Biological process (GO): signal transduction
Molecular function (GO): 3',5'-cyclic-nucleotide phosphodiesterase activity
Source: RefSeq, a predicted model, not a curated record
UGUAUCCUUGUAAUAUGUGUGCUUUCUGUCAUUCAGGCCGGCAGUCUGCUCUCGCAAAUUCAGCUUCAGCUUUCAUCACUGAGACUACACCUUCAUCUGACUGCUGAAGCUUUUCAAAGCUGGACAGAGAAGAGGUGCCAAAGUGAGUCUAAUUAAGAGUCUCUCAAGAUGAAGAAAAGCAGAAGUGCUCAUGGAGUUGUACCUGGCGAGGAGAAUACAGAUCCUCCUGCGGGACAAUACUCUACCGGCAGCACUCUUAGCGUGGAGGUGUGCAAAGUGCACCGCCGCUUUUCUGGUAACCUACAGCUGCCUCCGUUGUCCUGGCGACAGGCAGAAAAGGAGAGGGACCGGGGCAGGCCGCUGACGCCAGAAGAAGAUCCCAUGACCCGAACAAGACCCACAAGUUUGCCCAUCGCCUCCCUACCGCGCAUCGACAUCACGCAGGCCGACCCUGACAGCUUCGAGGUUGAAAAUGGCCCGUCGCUGUGCUGCAGUCCAUCAGACCCGCAGGCUUCUCCAGGCUCCGGAUUGGUCCUGCACCCCAACCUAGCAAGUCACGGCCAGCGCAGAGAGUCCUUCCUGUACCGCUCUGACAGCGACUACGAGCUGUCACCAAAGUCCUUGUCGCGAAAUUCAUCCAUUGUGGGAGAACUGCACAGCGAGGACCUGAUUGUAACUCCAUUUGCCCAGGUUCUGGCAAGCCUACGAACUGUUAGGAACAAUUUCACCACCUUGACAAAUAUACAAUGUGUGUCUAAUAAGAGGUCUCCUGCUGCAAAUCAGCCUUCGGUCACCAAAGUCUGUCUCUCAGACGAGUCCUACCAGAAGCUGGCCAUGGAGACGAUGGAGGAGCUGGACUGGUGUCUGGACCAGCUGGAGACGAUACAGACGUACCGGUCCGUCAGCGACAUGGCCUCCAACAAGUUCAAGAGGAUGCUGAACCGAGAACUGAACCACCUGUCUGAGAUGAGCCGCUCGGGCAACCAAGUGUCGGAGUACAUCUCCAACACCUUCCUAGAUAAGCAGAACGAGUUGGAGCUUCCGUGUCCUGUUCAAAAAGUGAGAGAGAGGAAGAGGAAGCAGAGCCAGCAGCAGCAGGGCGGGAUGAUGACACAGAUCAGCGGGGUCAAGAAGGUCAACCACACGUCGAGCAUAUUGGGAAACGUCGGCAACCGCUUCGGGGUCAAGACAGAUCAGGAAGAGCUGCUCUCAAAAGACCUGGAGGAUAUUAACAAGUGGGGGCUGAAUAUCUUCAAAGUGGCGGAGCAUUCUCACAACCGACCACUCACCUGCGUCAUGUACAGAAUCUUUCAGGAACGAGACCUGAUCCGCACGUUCAAAAUUCCCACGGACACCUUUGUGACCUUCAUGCUGACCCUGGAGGACCACUACCACUCAGACGUGGCGUACCACAACAGCCUUCACGCCGCCGACGUGGCCCAGUCCACGCACAUCCUGCUGUCCACGUCCGCCCUGGACGCGGUCUUCACAGAUCUGGAGAUCUUGGCAGCCAUCUUCGCUGCAGCCAUUCACGACGUGGACCACCCAGGAGUGUCUAACCAGUUCCUCAUCAACACUAACUCUGAGUUGGCUCUGAUGUACAACGAUGAGUCAGUGCUGGAGAAUCACCACCUGGCUGUGGGCUUCAAGCUGCUGCAGGAAGACAACUGCGACAUCUUCCAGAACCUGAGCAAGAAGCAGAGGCAGACACUCCGGAGGAUGGUCAUAGACAUGGUUCUGGCCACUGACAUGUCCAAACACAUGAACCUCUUAGCGAAUUUAAAAACCAUGGUGGAAACCAAGAAGGUGACCAGCUCCGGCGUCCUGCUGCUGGACAAUUACACCGACAGGAUGCAGGUGCUGUGUAACAUGGUCCACUGCGCCGACCUGAGCAACCCCACCAAGCCUCUGGAUCUGUACCGGCAGUGGACCGACAGGAUCAUGGAUGAGUUCUUCCACCAGGGCGACCGGGAGCGGGAGAAGGGGAUGGAGAUCAGCCCCAUGUGUGACAAGCACACAGCUUCAGUAGAGAGGACUCAGGUCAGUUUCAUAGACUUCAUCGUCCACCCUCUGUGGGAGACGUGGGCCGACCUGGUCCACCCGGACGCCCAGGACAUCCUGGACACGCUGGAGGACAACAGAAACUGGUACCAGAGCAUGAUCCCCCAGAGCCCCUCGCCUCCCUUCUACACCAGCGAUGGAGAGGGAGGCCAACACAGUGAAGACGGUCCCCUAGCGAGUAAAUUCCCCUUUGACCUGACCACGGACGAUGGCACGCCGGCGGACACGGCCGUCAGAAGCGACUGUGCGAGUAGAGGCAGUCCCUCUGACCUGGACGGGACAGAAAUGACGACAUGCAACGUCUCGUCCGCAGAAACAUAGCCGGAACCCGUGGCGGUCCCAGAACGGGACGGUUUUUUAUGCUGAAUUUUUGUUUUUAGUUGCAGUGGAGGCAUCCUGCAAUGAGGCUUUUUGGAGCUAUUUGGCAACCAAGGCCUGUCUGAAUGUUGGGCAAACCCCCUGCAAACAAGGCUCAGAAACCCUGUUGCGGUAUGUUUUUGCGUCCCUGGCAAGGGAGAACUGCCGAGGCACGGCUGGAAUCGGAGUCCUAACAGACCGAAAGUCUGGAUUAGUCGGUAUGAAUCUACGAACUGGGGAAAAAAAGACUUCCAAACUUGCACUUCAGGACAUUUUUAUCUUCAUGUAGAAUAUUUGUAAUAUCUCAAGACUAAAUAACACAACCAAAACUACUGGUCAGUAGGCUACUUGUAACCACGUAGUUUUUUUUUUUUAAACAUUUGUCUAAAAAAAGAAGAAAAAAGUGCCUUUUU